Rhopalosiphum padi (bird cherry-oat aphid) is the source of this 2508-nucleotide messenger RNA. It is a transcript of the gene rump, whose product is annotated as myelin expression factor 2. The transcript has 12 exons. Gene Ontology annotation, molecular function: mRNA binding. Gene Ontology annotation, cellular component: nucleus; cytoplasm. NCBI's taxonomy places the organism in Eukaryota, Metazoa, Arthropoda, Insecta, Hemiptera, Aphididae. The coding region runs from base 177 to 1655 and encodes 492 amino acids. The record is from RefSeq and is a predicted model, not a curated record.
GAAUGACUGUGGUGUUGCCGUAGAACAAGACCUUAUAACCAUUAUUAUGUUAUUACUAUCGUCUGUCUGUUCAUUCUGUUCCUUUUAAGUUGUAGAUGUAUUAGUGUUUUUCAUCCGGGUCUGAUCCUUGUUUUUGUUUAAUUUAUGUACUACCUUUGUAAAUUAUUUCAGUAAAAAUGAGAUUGGGCGAUAGAAAUCGUGAUAGAAGUCGCAGUCCACUUAGAUCUCGGAAAAGUGGAUGUAAGAAAGUAUUUGUGUCGAACAUACCAUAUGAAUUCAAAUGGAAGGAGCUAAAAGAGUUGUUCAAAAAAGAAGUUGGAGAUGUGUCUUUUGUAGUUGUAUAUUCAGAUGAAAAAGACAAAUCUAGAGGUUGUGGUACAGUUGAGUUUGACAGAGCAGAUUCAGCUCAAAGGGCGAUCGACAAAAUGCAUCGUUUUGAUAUAAAUGGGAGAAAAUUAGUAGUUAAAGAGGAUGAUAUUGAAAGAGAUAAGAGUGGACGUCCACUACCAAAUGGACCUCGCAGUAGUGGUGGUGGUGGCGGUGGUGGGGGCGGUGGUGGAGGUGGUGGCGGCGGCGGCGGUGGUGGUAAUAUCCCAACUAGCAUCAGAAGUGCUAGUAGAAUGCCUGUAUCAGAUGAUUUUCAAUGGGAUAAUACGUAUGGACUAUCACCACAAUUUUUAGAAUCACUCAAUAUUCGUGGGCCACUCAUCAAUCGAAUUUUUGUCGCCAAUCUUGAUUACAAAGUUGACGAAAAAAAAUUAAAAGAGGUAUUUAAACUUGCUGGACGUGUAUUAGAAGUUGAAAUAUUUUCAGAUAAAGAAGGAAAAAGUAAAGGAUAUGGGGUAGUUGAAUAUAAUCAUCCAGUUGAAGCAGUUCAAGCUAUUUCUAUGUUCAACAAUCAAUUUUUAUUUGAACGUCCAAUGUCUAUACGUCUUGAUCGUACAGAUAAAGACCCAUUAGCAAGACUUCCCGAAGGCUUGAAAUCAAUAGGAAUGGGUUUAGGUGCAGGUGGAGCACCAUUGCACGAUGUUGAAAGAAAUCUCCCAUCAAAUAAUACUUCACCUAACCAAUCUCAGUCAUUAUCUACGCCUGUCAAUACAUCUGCUUUAGCUGUAUUAAGUGGAUUGAGUGCUGAUAGAUUAGGUAUUGAGACUCAGAAUCGACGUUCUCUUGGUGGAGUUAACGGACUGGGAAAUUUAAGUGCUAGUGAUUUGGGCAUUGGAACAAGUCUAGGGGCUGCUUUUGGAUCUGGUAUGAAUACUAGUGGAGCUGGAUCGAUGAAUAGUUCUUCACUACAUCAAAAUUCACUUGGUGGUCGUGAUUAUGAUUCUUUAUCACUUGGUGUACGAAAUUCAAGUAGCGGCGGUGGUGCUUUUGCUGCAGACUUUAGAUCCGGAUUGGGUGGAGGUGAUAUGCAUAUGGGUAUGGGUCCAAAAAAAUCUGACACAAUCAUGGUAAAAAAUUUACCAUCAAAUACAACAUGGCAAAGCUUAAAGGAUUACUUCCGUGACUGUGGAGACAUAAAAUUUUCUGAAGUUGGAAGUAAGGGAUUUGGAAUUAUUCGAUUUGCAUCUGAAUGGGAUGCUGAAAGAGCAAUAACUUUAAAAAAUUUGUCAAGAUUUGAUGGUCAUCUUAUUGAAGUAGUAUAUUUCUAACUACAAGUAUUAAGAUUGAGAUUUUAUAUUUAGCGGCCCGCUCAAAGAUAGUUGCUAACCGAAAUGGCCUGAUGAGGAAUAAAGGUUGGGCAUCACUGAUAUAGGAUAUUAUAUUAUAAUUUUGAUAAAUAUGCUUUUAACUUUUAUUAUUGAUAUAUAAUCUAAAAAAAAAAAAAAAUUAAAUUGUUAAAAUAAUAAUAAUAAUAAACAUAAAUUUGUUAAACUCGUUUUUUUUUAAACUAUAUUAAAUUCCAUAUUCAGAAAAUAUAUUUUUAAAGUACUUUUAUGGCAGAAUUUCUUAUUUUCCAUUGUGCACAUAAUUAUAGUGUUAACCAACAUUUUGAUAAUCAUAUACUUUUAAAGUACUGAUUAUGAAUAGUUUAAUAUACAGAAUAUGAAAGCUAGUGUAUACAUUAAAAAAAGAACUUACAUUUUGUUUUGUUAUUGUAAAAGUAUAAUUAAAAGUGAUAUGUUUGUUUUACUUAUCACCAUAAUUUACUAUUGGAGAAUAGUCUUUAGUAUUUGUAUACUUAUACUAGGUAUUUUUUUUUAUUGUUUUGUAUUUGGAACACCCAUGGUAAUUGAGGUGACCCUAUUUUUCAGUCAUUGUGCAAUUAUUAUUUAUUAUUUAUGGAAUCCAAUACUUCAUAUUGUUAAUAAUUUUUUUUUUAGAAAUAAGGUUUUUUUGAAUUCAGAAAAAUUAUGUUUUUCAUAUAAGUGAAUAAUUCAUUUAUUUUUUGUCAUCCUUUUAAUUUAAAUUUAUUAUUCUAUUAUAAUAUAAGAUAUUGACAGAAAUAUAAUUGUAUGUAUUAUUUAUUGUUUAAAGAAAAACAAAUUCUAUCUAUAAAGUAUA